Messenger RNA from Microbotryum saponariae, 3587 nucleotides. Lineage: Eukaryota; Fungi; Basidiomycota; Microbotryomycetes; Microbotryales; Microbotryaceae. The record is from the annotation of a GenBank genome assembly.
AUGGCUGAAGUUCGCUCAUUGCACGUCGAACUGGCGGAGGAGUCGUCGCAGGCGUCGUCGUUCACGUUCAACGACCGACGCUCGCCCCGUGACGACGACGACACAGACAAUGGCCACGGCCACGGCCACGACACGGACGAUUCGCAGGGAUCCAACGCGCCAGCCUUUGCUGCGACGACCGUGCACCAAAGUUCAUCCCGCAGUCAUCCGACCCAUCGUUUCGCAGCAUCACUCCAUACACCCUUUCAAGGCUCGUCAACCGGUCUUCCCUCACCCCCAGACACGGCGCAGAGGCCCUUGUCCUCGAAUGGGGUCUAUCCGACCGCCGCGAGAGCAAGACCCCUUUCCAAUGGUCAACUUGGAACAGCCUCGAUGACACCCGUUCGACUGACACCAUUACGCCGGGUCAACUUGGUCGAGUCGAGAUCGUCCAUCAAUCGGAUCGGAGCGACGAGCUCCCCCCUGUCGGCGGGUGUCCACUUCAAAAACGGUGCUUUCGGUGGCAGCCACGCCGGCACUCACCAAUCUCCGUUCCCGGCGCCGACAAGCAAGAAGUGGUUGGUAAUGGUCAAGGGUCCACCCAUCUUGCCUCACUCACCACCACCUAAUGAUGUAAGCUUGCACGGACAUGAUUGAAGAGGAUAGGGGCUCAUUCGACUUUGUUUGCACAACACAGGCGAGUGGGUUCGCCAGAGCGUACGGUGCUUCGGGACGAUACGAUGGUGGUGUUUUGAUGCCACUCCAGAACAGUGUGAGUGCGUUCCGAGUACUUUGAUGUAAACGUCCUCUCACAUCCUGGUCAACGUGCAUAGCUCUCGGCUCAAGUCGCGUUGAUCGCGCGAGAAUUCUCCCUGCCCUCCAUCGGCGGAGUCGCUCUCUACCUCUGUCUCAACAACUCGACCAACGUCACCCCCUCCGUUCCUAUGGCUAGACGAAUAUCUCGGGCUACUUCUGCCUCGCUCAGCACAGCGCCGGACGAUGUAUCGAGUCGCCCAGCUUCAAUGCUGUCGACGAACGAGUACCACGAGCCCGAGAUGUUCAAGCCCAGGAUAUUGGAAGAGACGUGGGGGACCUUGUGGGCCGCAUUCUUGGAUCCGCUUGGCGUUGUCGGAGAAAGUGUGCAAGGGCCGUUUGGUCCUUCUCUCGGUGAGUUCCGCACACGGGGGAAACGUGCGAAGUUCGUCGACCACUGACUUGGUGCUCGCUUCUCAACAGCGAUCGCUGGUAUGCUCGAAUUCGACAUUGACCCUCGUCGAGCGCACUGGUUGGCAAAUUGCUAUUCAUCGUCCGAUCCGAAUGAAUACCAUCACUCGACACCAGCUGUGCCACCUUCAUCCCACAUGUCGACACCCACGCUCUCGGCUCCUCAACUUCGACAUGUCCCUCGCGGAUCUGAGGUGGCGCACAGAGCUUUGCAAGGGAACCGAGGUGGAAGUCAAGUCGGACGCAGAGGGCGCUCAAUCUCUUACGUGUGGCAUCAACCUGAGGAGCAGGAACAGCGAUCAAGGACCCCAGCUCGUUCAACAGAUGAAGAAGUCCCGCAUGAGCUAGUCCGCUCCACCCUGGGUGGGCACUUUGGUGAUCGCGACGACUCAAACUUUGAUCCCCGAUUGGUCAAAAGUCUCGAAGGCUCGGAACGCGGUAGCUUUGGAGGUAUGAUGCUCCGAGACAUGAACGACGUAGGGUUUGAGGAUGAAGACCAAGAUUCGGAAGAGCCCGACUCGGACGUACCAUCUGAUGUCACUUCGCACGACGAUUCGCUGACGACGGAUCUCGAGGUGCUUCAUGACCUUCGCACCGUCGAGGUUGGAGCCGAAUCGGCGGCGUUCGAGUCGUUUGAUCAUUUCUUGACUUCCACUCCUGGACCAUCGAGUUCUGCAAAUCGUCAGCUGAGUACGCAAGAUCGAGAUGGGACGGGGUCGCCGAGGCGUGAAACAGCCGCUGUGAGUUGCAGUCUCGAACCACUCGCCGAACGGUCGUCUCUGGACGAACACCACUCGACGGCUCUCGUGGAGUAUGGACAAGCCAUGACCUCGAUUGAGGCAGUAUCCGAUCUUCAUGAAGUCGCCUUGCUUGAUCUAUCUCAAAAAGAUAUCUCCCCUCGACACCAGGUCUCGAUGAGCGAUGGCGAGCAGGCCAGCUCUGGCAACAAGUCGAUCGAAGACUUUGAGCGCGAGGACGUCAAAUGCUCUGCGGAGAACGUGGAACACCAAUCUUCGUCACGGGGCGAGAGUCUUGAUUUGCUGCAUGGCGACGCGCCCAGCGAAUCCGCAGCAGUCGUCGAUGAUCCUAGAACGGCGGCGCACCAACCACCCCCUUCUACCGCACUGGAGCCCACCAACAAGCUUACUUCCACGGCCAAGGUCACCUACCCAUACUUCCAGCUCUACCCUCCUCACCCACCGUACUUCGUAUCUGCGACCAAGACCCCCUCCACCCCUAGUCCCACUGGUUCCUUUUCGAAGUUGAUGUCUUCGCCGAAGCGACGAGGUGCGCCUCCUUCGCCCCUUCAAAUCAAGCAGCAUGGAACCGACGGUUCGGACACCAAGACAAAAGAAGUACCCGAGAAAGAAGAUCAAGAGGUGCACGUGCGAAAUGAUCCCCAGAUGGUCACCGAGGGAGGACAACCUUGGGACGAAACGACACCUCAAGACGCCAUCUUCGCCGAGUACGCCCAGGCUUCGCCAAGUGGAUACGACGAGUCCACCGGCUUCCCAGAGGCCCCGAACUUCCCUCAAGAAAUUGAUCUGGACCAGGUCGAUCAAGCGAAGCUCAAAGAGGCCUCGAAUGAAGAGUCGGGAUUGUUGCUGAGCGCUUCACCACAUUCGACGUCGUCUUCUUCGGGUUCGAGCAUGUCAACGACCUUCGAGAGGGCGCUCAAGACGAGUGGGCAUCGUAAUGUAUUGAGUUUGGGAGAAAGCGAUGUGAGUCGAGACACCGUUCAAAACCUCUCUGCUACCUGUAACUGACUUGUCCACAAUGCCAAUCAGACCGGCUCCGACAUCAUGCCCCUCUCAGCCCUCUUUCGCCCCCCUCCUUCGGGUCACUUCGACUCAGCAUUCGACUUCCAACCCAGUCCCAUCGCUACCACCAACUCUUCAAUGGAAAGCUUCACCUCUCCCAAUCGUCGUCCUCCUUCCCCCACCUUGAACGCCACCGAACUCAAUUCGACGUCGUCCAAUAUCUCCGCUUUCGUCCGAGCGAUGGGCCAUCCGGAUGAUGGAGUUCCUUUCGAUUUGCCUGCUCAGGGGACGGACAAUUCGUUGGAAAAUCCUCUAGAGGUCGGUGAUGAUUCGAUGGAUUCCAUAGGUUCUAUGGGGACCGACAAACUCGCGGCGAUGCAAACGAGCUUCGAUCUUAACCAAGGUAUCCCUGCUGAGGGUUUGUUGGUCGGGAUCGGCGGGCGAGCUGAUGAUGAUGACGAUGACGAAGAUGAGGAUUCGGACGAUGAUGGGAUCGAGUUGGGCGAGGAUCAAAGUUGUCAGAUCUUUGAUCAUCUCCCCUCGUCACCUUUGCCAGCAGUGCUGGAGGCGGAGAUACCGAACUCGAGUCCGCAGCACUUGCCGACGGCCGCGGUAGAAGCGUAG